AUGUCAAAGCAAUACCUUACCACGCACACCAUCGAUCAUGCCCAUCCCACAGACAUCUUUUCCCUAAGCACUACGGCAUCUCAGAUCCUCUCCUCUUCCGGCUCUUCGUCCAUCCGAGUUCACUCCACCAACCAACCGGAUUUUCCCCUCUUUCAGACUCUUGAUAAUGCUCACAAAUUAGGCUGCCACCAUACCGCCAUAAGCACAAAUGGGCAGGUAGCCGCAAGCGUGGGCUUUGAGGGCGAAGUCAAAAUCUGGGCAGUACGAGAUGAUGGGCGGUGGAGUGAAAGGACCAAGAUUGUGGAUGACAACAAAGCGGGAGAAAUAUGGUCGAUAGCCCUCUCUGAGGAUGGACAAUACCUUGCUGCUACGUCUUUUGAUGGGAGAAUCAACGUAUGGGACAAUCUUGCAGAUGGGGUCAAGAUUCGCGAAUUCGAGACGAAAGGAAGUUUCGGGAUGAGCAUAGACUUAUCCGUGAAUGGAAGAUUUACUGCUUCUGGGCAUGAGAAUGGUGGAAUUUACAUCUUCAACAAUGAUACCGGAAGGUUACUCCACUCACUGCCCGGCCUCGUCAAGCCUGUACGAGCCGUUGCAUUUUCCCCAAGAGGUACGCUACUCGCAGCUGCUGGUGACUCCAGGGUGAUUGCCUUGUAUGAUGUCUCUUCUGGCGACCAGGUAGCAACUCUUACCGGUCACGGAGCAUGGAUACUAUCGUUGGACUGGAGCGAUAGCGGAGAGUAUUUGUUGAGCGGCGCAUUUGACGGCAAAGUCAAGGUCUGGUCUAUCGAACAGCGAACAUGUGUCGCGACUCAUAUGGAGACGGAGAAGACCGUUUGGAGCGUCAAGUGGUUACCGAAGACGGGGAAGAAUGAAGGGUUUGCUACAGCUGGAGCGAAUCGGAGCAUUUCUUUCUAUAGGGAAGCUACAGGUGGAUGA
Molecule: messenger RNA, 936 nt
Organism: Letharia columbiana
Lineage: Eukaryota; Fungi; Ascomycota; Lecanoromycetes; Lecanorales; Parmeliaceae
Exons: 7
Coding region: 1-936 (311 amino acids)
Cellular component (GO): Cdc73/Paf1 complex
Molecular function (GO): protein binding
Source: RefSeq, a predicted model, not a curated record